AUGCUUCCAUUUCCAGUCGACCAUAGCUUUGAAACGUCCCGGGCCAGUCAACAGCUUUAUGACCAGCGGGGCAGUUGGCUUCAUUCUGGCGAUAGUCGUACUCCCCUCUUCGACAUCAAUUCUCCGCCGCAACAGCAUAUACGAUUUUGGGCUAUUAUCAUGUCUGUGAUGCUGGCCGUUUUCGGGCAGUCGUCGAGACAUGCUGAUAGAAUAAAGUCCAAUCAGCUCGCCCGCUUAAUGACGUCGGCAUCAAAAACACAAUCCAUCAAAAUAUACUCUCUCGAUGUCAUCACUCCAGACAUACCAAUCGUUAGGACUGAAUGGUACAGCAUCAUACAGAGUGCAUAUCAAGACAUAGAAGAUUUUGUCUUCGUGCUUGGCAAAUUAUCAUAUGACUUUUUUUCCUGCUCUGACUAUGUCUGUCACAUAGCACAGGUUCAUCAGGAUCAUAGGGCGGUGAGCCCAGGACUUCUCGGCACAAAUCUGCAGGCAUUGCGCCAAGACAAUCCUUCUUCAGUUUCCGGUGGGGCCGAAUAA
This is a messenger RNA of Protopolystoma xenopodis, 537 nucleotides long. The record is from the annotation of a GenBank genome assembly. Lineage: Eukaryota; Metazoa; Platyhelminthes; Monogenea; Polystomatidea; Polystomatidae.